AUGAUUGCAAUUUCUAUAGGCAGUAAUGCAGAACCUUUGGAGGCUAGAAUGAAUUAUAUAAAUCAAGCUUUUGAAUAUCUAGUAAAUGCUUUUUAUCCGCCAUUAGCAAGUUCAGGUUUAUACGAAUCAAUCACUGCUUACGUUCAAAAUCCUAGUCAACUUACCGUUUAUGACCAGCUGAUUAAAUACAAAAGUUCAUUUUUUGGUGAUACUAAAUACACUGCUUGUCCUUCUCAUCUAAACGCUGUAUUCAUUUUCGAGCUUGUCUAUGAAAGCCCGGAAGAGGUUCUAGAUAUACUUCAAAAUAUUGAAGAACGUAUGGGCCGUGAUAGGAAAUAUUCCGACAUUUUUGACAAAUUUGGCAUUUGCAAGCCUGACAAUAAGCCUUUCCAAGCUAUUAGACCUAUAGAUAUUGAUUUACUACUGUACAAGGGAAAAAAUAUUAACACUUCACGAUUAACUGUGCCGCAUAGUCGGAUGCAUGAACGGCUUUUUAUACUGUAUCCUCUUAAUGAUGCUCUAUCUUUUAAUCACUUACUUCAAGACAAGCUUAAUUACCCUAUUCAUGAUGUUUUAAAAAAACUCGAAAAUAAUGUGAAAGACAGGCCUAUUAAAGUAUUCCCAGUUCAAGAAUCCAAAUUGUGGGCUUUUGGAUCUAAGACUUUACCCAAAAUAAUGGGAAUCUUGAACGUAACAGACAAUAGCUUUACGGAUGGCGGAAAGUAUUUAAGUCUUGAUGCAGCUUUGUUGAAAGCUGAAGAAAUGAUUCAUUAUGGUGCCCAAAUUAUUGACGUGGGAGGAGAAUCCUCUGCUCCAGGAAAUGCUAGAGUAUCUACGGAAACUGAAUUAAGUCGCGUUAUACCAAGAUGGCCAGAUAUUCUUAUUUCGGUAGACACCACAAAAUCCGCGGUUUUACGUGAAGCCGUAAAAGCGGGAGCUAAUAUUCUUAACGAUAUUUCUGGGGGAACAGACGAUGAAGAUAUGCUAUAUACUGCAAAAGAGCUUAAGUGUAUAGUGAUAUUAGGUCAUCGGAAAGGUUCAUCAUUAACUAUGAAUAAUCUAGCAACGAAGACACCUCCUCGAAGUAGAAAAAUACAAGACACACUUAAAUCAGAAGAUAUAGAAAAAAGACGUGAACUAAUUGCUGCUGCUGCGGAAGAAAGAUUAAGAAAAGCCCAAAUGCGAGGACUCAGUCAAAACACCGAGCAAAAAUACAAGUCCGAACAGGCAUUCAGGAAAACUUUAUCAAAAGCACUUCGUAGCGUUGAUAGGAAGUUACGCAAAAGAAGCCGAUCUAAGGAUAGACGAUAUCGCUGUCCCCAGGAACAUCGGUCGUACAUGCACAAAAGUAUCAAUUCAGAUAGAAAUCACCGUAGUAGAGAAGACAAAAGUCGAAAAAGAGAAUGCUCUAUAGACUCUCAACGUGAACGUAGAACAUCGCAUACUAAUCAUAGAGAAGUUACAGUGGAAGAUACUUGUAGCGAAUCAAGUAAAACAAUUCGCGACGAUAUUAAUGUUAAAUCCAGUUCAGUAAGAACAAAAAAUAGUAAAUCUCCCGGAAAUGAUCGCCAUAGUAGAAAAUGGAGGGAUUCAGAUCGUAAUAAUAGUCAUAACUCGAAACCACGUGUUUCUUAUCCAAAUAAAACUCGAAAUAAGUCUACUAGUCGGAAGUCUAAAUCUAGAAGUGGUUCCAACAAAACCCAUGUAAAAGAAUCCUCAAAAGAAUCGAAGUCUAAAAAAGAUAAUAAGAGCAAAUCUCGAAGCCGAUCUAUAAGUCGCUCUAUAGAGUCUGAAGAAAGGAAAAAGAUUGAACGGAGAAAGCAAGAAAGACUUCAGCGCACAAAUGAAAAAGAUACCCAACAACCAAGUGAUGCAUCCGUUGACCCAGCUUCCCAACAAGACCCAUUCAAAAUGAAUCUAUCUGAAUUAGCUAUGUAUUAUGUAGAUUCAGAACCAGACCCCUUAGACGAAUUUAUGCAAGAGGAUGACCCUGUUAUGUCUAUUUCCCUCGACGAAGUUUUAGAUUUACAAAAACAAAUAGCAGACAGUUUAACUAAAUCUGAAGCUGUUAUUGCUACUCCCAUACAAGAAGAUCUUGAUGAUUUUGAAGACAUAGCAAAAACUAAAGCCGCUGAAGAAGCUGCUUUGGCUUCUGUAAUGGCUAAAGAAAACGAGACUACAUCUAGUGUUAAACCGAAGUUUCAAAUUGCCUCAAUUGAUGAGAAAGAUGAUGAAAUUUAUCAUCAAGAGUUUAUUGCACAACUAAAAAAAAAACAGGUUGAAGCUCAACUAGAGGAAGAUAAAAAACGGGCUGAAGCAGAAGCUGAAGCUGCGGAAUUACAGCAAUUUUUGGAAGAGAAAAAUGAAGAAGAGAAAGAAGAAGAUAGGGAUGAAGAUAAAGAAAAUAUGUCAUUAGUUCCAGUUAAAGACGAAGAUGAGUUUUUGGAUGAUGCAGCUGAAGAUGAUUACAGAUACAACGUUAAAGUUGGUUCACAAAAAGAACUCCCGAAUGUGGAUCAUUCUAAAAUCAAUUAUAUGCCUUUCAAUAAAAACUUAUAUGUGCAAGUGAGAGAAAUCACAUUGAUGAAAGACCACGAAGUGGACGCUUUGCGGAAACUUAAUAAUAACAUCAAAAUUCGUGGAAAAAAUUGUCCUCGUCCAAUAAAAACAUUUUACCAGUGUGGACUUCCAGAUGUAGUAUUGAAAAUCAUAGAAAAAAGGGAGUAUCAAAAACUUUUUCCUAUACAGAUGCAAGCUUUACCCACACUUAUGGCAGGAAGAGACACUCUUGGUAUUGCCGAAACGGGUUCUGGGAAAACUUUAGCAUAUCUUCUUCCCCUUCUUCGUCAUAUCUUAGACCAGCCUCCACUUCGUCCCGGUGAAGGUCCUAUCGGACUCAUUUUAGCUCCCACUAGAGAACUCACAGUACAAAUCCAUAGGGAAGUCCACGUUUUUGCCAAGCCUCUUUCUUUAAUAUCGGUUCCAGUAUAUGGAGGAACUGGAAUUGGAAGCCAAUUAUCUGCUUUAAAACGAGGUGCAUAUGUAGUUGUAGCGACUCCCGGCCGACUUAUUGACGUAUUAACAAUAAAUAAUGGAAAAAUUAUCAAUUUAAGGAGAGUUACUUUUGUAAUUUUGGACGAAGCCGAUCGCAUGUUUGAUAUGGGCUUUGAACCACAGAUAAUGUCUAUAUUAAAGACUAUACGCCCUGAUGCCCAGAAAGCUCUAUUUUCAGCUACAUUUCCCCCUUAUAUUGAAUCUCUUGCAAAAAAAAUAAUGAAAAAACCUAUAGAAAUUGUUAUUGGAGAAAGGCAAGCGUCGUCUUCAAAAGUUGAGCAAUUCGUUGAGAUAUGGAACUCACCGAGAGAAAAAUUUCUGCGUCUUUUACAGCUUUUGGGUGAAUGGGCAGAACAUGGUUCAAUAAUAAUCUUUAUAUCUAGACAAAGUGAAGCAGACGAGUUAUUUGCAGAUCUGUUGAGAUGCGGAUAUGCUAGUUUAGUGCUUCACGGAGGACAAGAUCAAACAGAUCGAGAUUUCACUAUACAUGACUUCAAAGAAAACGUAGCUAAUAUUCUUAUAGCAACAUCUGUUGCUGCUCGUGGACUAGAUGUCAAGUCUAUAGUGUUAGUGAUAAAUUAUUGUGCGCCUGAUCAUUUGGAAGAUUACAUUCAUAGAAUCGGUCGAACUGGUCGAGCUGAUAAUAUUGGAGUGGCUUAUACAUUUUUAUCAAAUGAUGACGCAGAUAAAGCAGAAGAUUUAAUUCGAGCUUUGAAGCAAGCAGAUAAACCAAUUCCUCUAGCAUUGAAACAGCUGGCCGACAGUUAUAAGCUUCAACUUAAUAUGGGGUUAAUAAAACAACACGGAAAAGGAGGAUUUAAAGGAAAAGGGUUCAAAUUUACCGCUACUGAAAAAAGUCGUCAACAGCAGGAACGUCUUCAAGCUAAAAAAGAACUAGGUCUUGAAGGCAGUGACGAAGACGAAAUGGCUUCAGAAAUUUUUGAUGACCUUGAAAAUCCUAUGUCUCCUAUAAUGCCUCAACCUGUUCCAAAUACGGAUGACGUUGGAGCCGCUUCCGUUCGAGCUAAGUCUCUAGCCGAUUUGGUGAAUAAAACAGAAUCAUCCAAGGAUAUCAAAAAUAUAAUACAACAAAAGCUAAACGCCAUUUCACCUGCCAUUUCUUCUUUAGCACAAAAGAAUUUAGCUUUAGCCGCUGCUGCAGCUGCUGUAGUUAAUAACAACACGGUUUCACCACAGGCCAGUAAAUCUAGCUUGCUUACUUCAAAUUCAUAUAUUGACUCUCAAACUGGCAAUCUUAUUGAAGAGUUCGAUAUAAACGACUAUCCUCAAAAUGCCAGAUUUAAAGUUACACAUAAAGACGUUCUCAACCGCAUAACAGACCAAACUGGUGCAGUACUGCAAGUGAAAGGACGCUAUGUAGCUCCAGAUGAAAAAGAUUCAGUUGCUAUGCUUGGAGUGAAAAGGUUGUACAUAGAAAUAAUUGGUUCCACUCCAAUAAUCGUUCAGCAUGCAAAACACGAGCUAAGAAGUCUAUUAGAGUCUGUAUCAAUUAAACAACUAAAUAUGCCUGCUUCAGCAAGAGCAACUUUAGGUCGAUAUACGGUUAUUUAA
This is a messenger RNA of Danaus plexippus (monarch butterfly), 4626 nucleotides long. RefSeq lists its product as uncharacterized. The transcript is spliced from 22 exons. The record is from RefSeq and is a predicted model, not a curated record. Gene Ontology annotation, cellular component: nucleus. Bases 1 to 4626 code for a protein of 1541 amino acids. Lineage: Eukaryota; Metazoa; Arthropoda; Insecta; Lepidoptera; Nymphalidae. Gene Ontology annotation, molecular function: RNA helicase activity; 2-amino-4-hydroxy-6-hydroxymethyldihydropteridine diphosphokinase activity; ATP binding. Gene Ontology annotation, biological process: folic acid-containing compound biosynthetic process; mRNA splicing, via spliceosome.